Messenger RNA from Chara braunii, 2572 nucleotides. NCBI's taxonomy places the organism in Eukaryota, Viridiplantae, Streptophyta, Charophyceae, Charales, Characeae. The record is from the annotation of a GenBank genome assembly.
UCCUAUCUAGCCUAUACUACGAAGCAGAAUGAUGACAUCAACAGCGUUCCCGGAGUACGAGCAUAUGGCGACCAAUGUCGCACGCUUCAGCACCAGGGUUCACAUUGCGGUGCCAGGUGGAGGAGGAGGUUCCUUAUUUGUCUAUAUUUGUCCAAAGCGAGAGAACCAACAUGGAGGACACCCUGGUGAAGAUUGAAGUUCCAGUAACGCAAAUGGCGGCCAAUAAGCAAACGGAGACCGAGGUGGACAUCAAGCAGUGGAAUGAUGAGGUGAUUGGGACAGCGAUAGUCCAGUUGAACUAUGUCGGGGUUAAUACCGAGGAUGUGACGGCUGGAAGAGGAUUGCAUCUCUCAUCUGUAUUGGGAGGGGCAGGAGUGGGCGGCUCGCUCGGGUUGUUCCUAGGCAAAGCCAAGAAAAAAAUAAAGAAACGUCUCAAGAAGAAGAAGAAAGGAAAGAAACACAAGGGCCAUGGUGGUGGUGAGGAGGAGGAGGAGGAGGAGGAAGAAGAAGAGGAAGACGAUGAAGGUGACGAUGGAGGAGGAGAUGAAGGCGAAGGCGAAGGUCGUUUUGAAGCUUUCUCCAAUUUCAUUGGUUCAAUUUUCGAAGAGUAGCAAUAUUAUAAUAUGAUAAAUAUCCCUAUCUUCACUAUCUUAUUAAAGGGACGAGCGUGUCCCCUGUGACACUUAUUAAAGGGUCUAGUGGAACUCGUGUGCUGCUGUCCCGUGAAACCUGUUUCCCAGUCAGGCCCAAAGCAGGGGGAUAUGUUUUCACGAUUCCGCAUGUGGUUUUGUCGGGUCAUGUGUGGCAUUCAGGAGGUUGUGGGUUCAAUCCCCGCUGAUUGCCUGGGGCACGCUUGGUGCCAACCAACUGAGACAGAUCCCCUGGGGCACGCUUGCUCCCCCUGCUCGAUAUUGGUUUAGGGUCUUUGGCCGUCACCGGUUCAAUAUCUUUGUGUGUGUGUGUGUGAAUUAUAUAUGGCAUAUGGGAGAGUGUUUGCCUUAGACACUACUGCUGUCACAAGAUGGGGAGGGGGAAGUACAUGGGAGGGGCAGCUUACUGACGAAAUUCUGAGUCUUUGGGCUAGCCAGCUCCCCACACUGGCGGCCCAACCCUACUCCCUAACCACCGUUUAUGAGGGUGAGGGGCAGCGUGCGUCCCCUCGACCGUGAGAGGUAGCUAUGCUUACAGGGGUCAGUGGUGAAAGAAUUUGAGAGAAGAUUAUUGCUUAGUAAAUAAGUAAGAGAUUGACAAAAACAAAAGAUUUGUUUUGUGUUAUCGUUUUGGGGAUUCGUUUGCCGUUUUCCGGUGCUGCCGGCGGAUUUCGUUUCAUGUUCGUCGUUUCUGUUCAAGUACUUAGCAGAGGCUCAAUUGGAUGGAAAGAAGACAGACGACUGUUCGCAACUAGGUGAGGAGUGCGAAUCUGGGUGGAGCUCUCCCCAAAAGGGGAAAAAAGACCUCAGGUUUGUCUUCUUGGUUCUUGUCGGAGGAUUCAAGCUCGGGGCUUUCUGCAAACAGUUGAUCAACGUGCCUUUUUUUUUUUUUUUUUUUUUUUUUUGGCCGUUUGAACCACCACCAAGGGCACGUAGAAUUGCCCACCUACCCCACACUGCAGGAUUAUGUUUGCUGAGCAGGCUCGUCUCUAAACUUAAUUUUCAGCUCUGCAGGAUUGUAUCGACUGACUUAACCAUUGUUACUAGGGUUUACCUAAGUUUACUAGAGUUUACGAGAAUUAUAUUUAUGUACUUUCAUCUUAGCAGGAUUAUAUUCAUGUACUUGCAUACUUUCCGCUUAGCAGGAUUAUAGUUAUGUACUUUCACCUCCGCAGGAUAAUCUUUGCUAAGUUUACUUACUUUCAUCCCAGGCUACCAGCCGGGCCGUCCGGGUCCCGGGUGGCCAGCCCGUGCAAGGACCAAGGAAAGUCCCAGCAAAAAAAAAAAAUUAAAAAAAAAUCAAAAAAAUCAAAAAAAAAAACUAUGUUGUGCAGAAAAAUAAGCUGAACAACUUUUGCCUCAGGGUCACAUCGAAAUUCUUCACCAAAUUUCCCCAAACGACCAAGGGUGGCCUUAUAUAGCUCAGGUCUGCAGAGGGAUUAUCAUGAAUAUUAUUUGGACGGCACGGAACCAGAAGCUCUUCAGGAGCGAGGAUACGGGAUUUGAUCACCUGAAGACCCUAAUCAAGUCAAGGAUCAGACUGACCAUCAUCGCGGACAGGCAGCGGAAGGGCUGGUGGUGGUUCCACAAGACUUGGGGUCUCAAUGACAGACUGGCCAAAGUUUCCUCUGAAGGAGAACUCAGUGUGUGCAGAUGGCUGGAGAAGUGACCUCAUAACCUGGAAUUGUUUCCUAAGAAUGAAUUGGUAGGUGUAGGAUAAUUUUGAGGAGAGUAGCGGUAGCUGUCGGCGUUGAACCAGGCAGCAGCAGGAUUUGCAUGGAGUCUGGAAGGUUCUUAGUUUCCUGCCAGCAGUGUUUCCAUCUUAGAAACAUGUCGGCGUUUUUCCGUGUAGCAAGGAGAUUAUACUGCUAUAUAUUUGUUUUUAACUUUUUUAUCUUUGGAGAUUCCUUGAAGGGACACUG